AUGGCACAGCCGGCUGGCGACCCCCUCGCGGGGAACACGCGCUACCGCAAGAUCAAGGACAUUAACAAGGGCAGCUUUGGCUUUGUGGUGCUGGCUGAGAAUCUGGAGACGCGGGAGCAGGUGGCCAUCAAGUUCACGCGCGUCGACUCGGAGCAGGACGUGAAGCACGCGCACCGCGAGAUCAUGAACCACCAGCGCCUGCUGCACCCGCACGUGGUGCAGCUCAAGGAGGUGUUUGCCGCCAAGCCCUUCCUGGCGUUGGUCAUGGAGUUUGUGCCCAACGGCGACAUGUUCCAGUACGCCGACGACGAGGUGCGGGCGGUGGUGCACGAUGUCUAUGUGUCUGGCAAGAGCGCGCGGCACGGGGAGGCGGGGGGCGUGGACGGCAGCGUGGAUGUGGAUGACUACAUGACCAGCCAGGACCUGAAGGACCAGUGA
Messenger RNA from Chlorella variabilis, 438 nucleotides. RefSeq lists its product as hypothetical. The record is from RefSeq and is a predicted model, not a curated record. Bases 1 to 438 code for a protein of 145 amino acids. Lineage: Eukaryota; Viridiplantae; Chlorophyta; Trebouxiophyceae; Chlorellales; Chlorellaceae. The transcript has 4 exons. Gene Ontology annotation, biological process: protein phosphorylation; intracellular signal transduction. Gene Ontology annotation, cellular component: cytoplasm. Gene Ontology annotation, molecular function: protein serine/threonine kinase activity; ATP binding.